Molecule: messenger RNA, 1833 nt
Organism: Penicillium salamii
Lineage: Eukaryota; Fungi; Ascomycota; Eurotiomycetes; Eurotiales; Aspergillaceae
Source: the annotation of a GenBank genome assembly
AUGAAAUUGAAUAACCCGGCCCUGGAUUUGAGCUCUGCAGCUUACGACGACUUUCAAGUGAGCAUGCCGAUCAUGGCAGAUCUCUUUAAGCUCAACUCCCUCACUCUACAUUAUGCCUAUUUCGUUCUAACGCCUAUGAUCGUCAGUGUCAUAUACUAUGCGACCCACAAAGAUGAUCUUCGCUACGUGGACGCGUUGUUCAUGUGUUUCAGUGCUGUGACAGGCACUGGAAUAGAUGUUGUAGAUGUGUCAAGUCAAAAUUCGAUCCAACAAGGCCUGCUUUUUGCACUCAUCAUCAUGGGCCAUGCCAUCCCAAUUUGUGGUGUGCUGUCCCUGAGACGGGCCUGGUCGCUUCGUGCUGCGUUGAGGGAUGACACCUGCAACAACGACAUGCGCUGCAUUAUUGAUGCGGAUAAAGAGAAGGUGACCACAGCAGUCAAGGAAUUACCACCUUGUUUACCAUCUCCAACCGAAUCCGAAACGGCACAAGAAGACUACGGGUUCAUCACCAUCGUUGAAACAACACAUGACGAAUCUGCCAAGGAAGUGAGCCCAAAAACCGUCGCUGGCCAGAAGAACCCUUCAUCUAGCGCUCAAAGCUACAUACUUCGAGUCCCCGCAAGCCUGAGGGCAAUGACACAAUCGGUGGGGGAACAUGUGAAACAACAGAGAUCAAUCGACUAUAACCAGACUGGUGGGGUCGAGUGUCUCUCUGUUACCCUGAUAUCAAUCCUUGUCAUCGUAUACUUUCUUGGCUUCCUCUGUUUGGGUAUCGUGGGAAUUGGAGUCUGGUCGCAUGUUUUUCGUCCUGAUAUUGCUCAUGCUGGCGGUGUUUCUGCAUUCUGGGGAGGCUCUUUCCUGGCCGUGUCUGCAUUGUGCAAUAACGGAAUGUCGCUCAUCACAACCAACAUGGGCCCAUUUCAACGAGAGGCCUUUCCACUUCUUACUGCCGGAUUCCUGGUUCUCGCUGGUAACACGCUUUUUCCAUGCCUGCUGCGACUAUUGGUCUGGGUCAUCAGAAAAUUUAUCCCAAGACACCCUGAAUGGAACCUUUGGAGACAAGUCCUUGAUCAUACCCUCGACCAAUCACAAAGUGUAUGCGAUUAUUUGUAUCCCUCCUGGCAUACUUGGUUUCUUUUAGGAACUGUGAUAGUUCUGAAUUGUAUCAUGUGGAUCGCAUUUGAGCUUUCUGCUAUCCACAACGAAGAAAUCGGCUCGCUUCCUCCCGGAUACCGCAUUUUGGACGGACUUUUCCAGGCACUGUCUGUACGCGGGGGUGGAUUCUCAGUCGUCCCCUUUGAUCAACUGGGCCAAGGGUUACUGAUUCUUUAUGGUCUGAUGAUGUAUCUCUCUGCAUUUCCAGUGUCAACUACUAUCAGCAACCUCGAAUCCUUUCGAAAGUCUUUUUCAGCAUCUCCCAAUGGAGAUGAUUUCAACUACGCGGCCGAUAAGAGCAAUCCACACCUCUCGCAAUUUGCCCGCGCGCGAUUUGUGUACCAGCAACUUCGCUCCCAAUUCGAUAACGACAUGUGGUGGCUUUGCCUCGCCAUCCUCCUCAUCACUGUCACCGAAUCUAACAAUUACAAGGCCCAUCCCUUGUCCUUCUCCACCUUCAACAUCAUCUUCGAGGUGAUAUCUGCCUAUAGCUGCGUCGGUGAAACCAUGGGCUUUCCCGGAAAAAGCUAUGCCUUCUCUGGUGAGUGGCAUACAUUCAGCAAAUUGCUUCUGAUCGCAGUCUCCCUGCGGGGAAAGAUUCGCAGUAUGCCCCUCAAACUUGAAAGCAUCGACAGCCAUCAAAAGAAUAUGCUUGACGACCUGAAAUGCAAGAAUUGA